Messenger RNA from Zymoseptoria tritici IPO323, 2655 nucleotides. RefSeq lists its product as uncharacterized. The transcript is spliced from 2 exons. NCBI's taxonomy places the organism in Eukaryota, Fungi, Ascomycota, Dothideomycetes, Mycosphaerellales, Mycosphaerellaceae. The record is from RefSeq and is a predicted model, not a curated record. The coding region runs from base 1 to 2655 and encodes 884 amino acids.
AUGGACGCGGACGACGCCAUGGUUUACUUCGACUUCGUCAAGUACGACGACGAGGGACAUCGUCACCAAACUUCUCAGGUCUGCCAUCGCGAUAGCACACCGCAUCUUGACGGCUCCGACAAUCAAGAACCUCCCUCGACGGACCCAUUCCUGAGCAGCGAUGAUGAUUCCCAGUCCAUGCAGUGGGAUCUCGCGAAGGCGGCAAGGCAUGACUACUUCAGCACCGAUCCGAUGCAGGGCAUCUCUUUGCCUCUCACGCCACCAGGUCCGGAGGAUGCCCUGAUGGAUCCGUUCGCAAAACUGCCACCGACGUUCGAGGAGGAGAAGUGGAACGUUGACAGAGAGACGGCGCAAUUUCUAUCAUCCGUCAUGUCGCUGAUGUCGCCUUCGGAGGAUCCGGAGCAUGACGCACACCUGGGCUUCAGGAAAUUCAAGGUCGAUGAGCCUCUUCUUUCGACUGACCCGAUCGUGGACAUACAACGAUUACAUGAGAGGAAUGUAGUGAGCGUGACAACUGCUGGCAUGGAUUUUUUCGUCUUGUCCAAGAAAAAGGAUGAGCGCCUGACUUGGGACAAGAAGUCAUUGAAGCUGCCCGAUCAGGUAGAGAAGGAGAUCGCCUCCGAGAAAGUCGUUGUCGACAGUGAGACGGCCAACUUUCUCAAAGAGGUAUUUCAAGACAUGGAAGGACCUGCACUACUCCUGGAAGAUUGUAGGACCAAGCGAAAGAUCAGACGAUUGGACGAGCUGAAGAUCUCAAGUCCUUUACUACCGCUGGACCCCACAGAGCCACCGACCAAGAAAGCGAAGACUGUGGCAUUUUCAGACGACCUGGCCAGCUUCCUACCUUCACUCGAGUCUAAUGAUGCUGACGAGGACCCAUACGAGGAUGCAGAAGAUGCGAUGCAAGAAGUUGCGGAGAUGAUAGCUCCACUCGCGGACGUCACGUCCGAUCAAGCGAAUGACGAAGAGCUCAUCGAGGUUGACACAACCAUGAGAGUUCCGGUACCGGCAGUCGACGAAAUCCCCCCAGCAGCACCGUGGCAAGUGCAUGUCGGGACCCAGCACGUUCUCAUCCAAGACGUGAAAGCUGGACUUGACAAGACCGAGAAGCAGUGGAGUGGUAUCACCAGCCUGGAGCGUCAUCUGCAAUGGAACGCAUUUCCCUCUCGCCUUGGAAAACCAAAGCCAGAGGGAGAAUUUGACGAUGGCUCACUCGCAAGAUAUCUGGCCGAGUUGGAUGUAGAGGGCGAUCCUGACAUCUCGUCGAUAAUUUGCAAGCAGGAAGGUCUGCGCAUUCUCGAUCCUGGCGAGGACGACGAUGACUAUCUUGAACCAGCCUCUGGAGAGCUGGAUGGACACACAAUCGACCUGCCAUCUCGACCGGUAUCAGCAGUGCAGCCACAGCUUGCUCCAGUCUUGCAGGAGCUUCCACAAGUGGAGCGAGUCCUGCAUGCCACGGAAGGCUCCACGAAAGAAUCAGCUGCACACGCACCAGGCUACCAGCCACAGUUGACAGUUCCGCGAGAGCCAUUGGAAUUUUCCAGCCUCGAUGCUCUUCUCAAGAAACGCAAAGACCAGCUCAAGCCAAAUCCUGCAGGCCCGACUGCUAACACACACACUCAAAGUCUUGGCCAAGGCCACCUAUCCGAAUUCCUGUCAAUGCAAGGCAUCACCCCGGUAGCCAGCUUUAUCAAGACAGUUCCCGUCGCAGCAGAUCCUGAACCAACAGCUCAACCACCUACCGCACCACCACCAGCACCUCAAUCCACCACAACCCAAGCCUUCCCCACUCCAUCAAUCACCCACGACGACAACCCCCUUCCAAUCCUAAUCUCAACCACCCUCCUCACCAACCGUCCCCUAAUCCGCUCCCUCAACAACCACCUUCCAACCCUCUCCCUCAUCGAACGCGACUACACCACUCCUCAACCACCCACCCCGGAAGCCGACCUAACCCUCUCCCCCAGCAUCGGCCUCACCCUCACAACCCUCCAACGCCUCAAACAGAAACCCCUCCCCGGAACCCGUCCCGACCCCAACAACCCCACUUUCCGCACCCAGCUCGCCGCCCAAGCUGACCGCUACGAAACCCUGCUCGUCUUCAUCACCCAUCCUACACCCUCUCCGGACCACCCGCUCUCUCCACGCGACGCGGAAGCGAUGAUGGACUUCACCCUUUUCACCACGACUUCCAUCCCCGACACAGACGUACAAGUCUCCCUCAUCCCCACUCCACCAGGAGGAGACGGAACAGACGUGCUAGCACAAUGGAUCGCCGCUGCCAUCAUUCGCUACGCGCCAAACCUCGACCCUGGAAUGACGGUUCUGCAAGAUGAAACGUUGUGGGAACGAUGGUUGAGGCGAGCGGGGAUGAAUGCUUUUGCGGCGCAGGUUGUGCUCGAUUUACUAAAGGCGGGAAAGGGCGAGGAGGGAGGGGGAGGGGUCGGGGACGGGAGUGGAGACUCGAUGAUGAGCGACGGUGGGGCGGAAGGUAGGAGAGGAGGUACUGUGACGGGCCUGGCGGCGUUUGUGAUGAUGAGCAAGGAGGAGAGGAUGAGGAGAUUCGCGGCUGUGAUGGGUGGGACGAGGGUGUUGGAACGGGUUGGGAGGGUUGUGGAUGGGAGGUGGAGGGGUGGUGGGGGUGGGGAAAUGUGA